Messenger RNA from Oncorhynchus keta (chum salmon), 5841 nucleotides. Its product is annotated as kelch-like protein 24. Bases 338 to 2143 code for a protein of 601 amino acids. Gene Ontology annotation, molecular function: protein binding. NCBI's taxonomy places the organism in Eukaryota, Metazoa, Chordata, Actinopteri, Salmoniformes, Salmonidae. The record is from RefSeq and is a predicted model, not a curated record. The transcript is spliced from 8 exons.
UUUCUGAUUCCACAACUGAAAUACACUACCCAUAAGCACCAAUAUUUCUAAUCGACUAGGUCGGCAUAUCCCGAGGAUGUGACAUGUAUCUCCGUGUGAUGUUUACACUUUGCUACAGUUCUUUGUCUCGAGCAUAAUAAAUCAUUAUGUCUGGGGCAUAGAUACAUUUAUUUUUUUGUAUAAGAAACAUUGCCAUCAUACCAUUUUUGGAUCAAGAAUUUUCGGAUCAACAUUUUCAGAACUUUUUUCUUGUUUUUUUCCAGCACUCGAAAUAGACGAGGCGGCUCAUACGAAAACUCCAGGAUAAGGUAUCCGGUAGUUCUACAGAGCAGCAGCCAUGGUGUUGAUCCUGGGCAGACGGCUGAACAGGGAGGACUCUGGGACCCGGGACUCCCCCGCUGUCAAACGAAAGGUGUUCGAGGUGGACUCCAAGACGCUGACCGGUAAUGAAGUGCUGGACUUCUCCUCCGGCUCCUCCCACUCAGAGGCCAUUUUGCAGGUGUUCAAUGAGUUCCGCGACAGCCGCCUCUUCACCGACGUGGUCAUCAGCGUGCAGGGCCGCGAGUUCCCCUGCCACCGCGCUGUGCUCUCUGCCUGCUCCUCCUACUUCCGCGCUAUGUUCUGCAACGACCACCGUGAGUCACGCGAGAUGCUGGUGGAGAUCAAUGGCAUUCUGGCCGAGGCCAUGGACUCCUUCCUCAGCUACGUCUACACAGGCCGCGCCAAGAUCACCACCGACAACGUGCAGUUCCUAUUCGAGACCUCCAGCCUCUUCCAGAUCUCCACGCUGCGUGAAGCCUGCGCCAAGUUCCUAGAAGACCAACUAGACCCUUGCAACUGCUUGGGAAUCCAGCGAUUCGCAGAUGCCCACUCUCUGAAACAGCUAGCCAGCCGCUGCCGCUCAUACGCCCUUGCCAGCUUCCCUGAUGUGGCCCAACACGAGGAGUUCCUGGACCUGAGGAGGGACGAGCUGGAGGAGUACAUCUGCAGUGACGAACUGGCCAUCGGGAAGGAGGAGGUGGUGUUUGAGGCGGUGAUGCGCUGGGUGUACCACAGUGUGGAGCCCCGGAGGCCCGUGCUUAAAGAACUGCUGCACCACGUCCGCCUGCCCCUGCUGCACCCCAACUACUUUGUCCAGACAGUGGAAGGAGAUCAGAUCAUUCAGACCGCUCCAGAGUGCUACCAGCUCCUCCACGAGGCCCGACGGUACCACGUACUGGGCAACGAGAUGAUGUCACCCAGAACCCGCCCACGCAGGUCAACAGGCUUCUCAGAGGUGAUCGUGGUGGUGGGGGGCUGUGAGAGGGUCGGGGGGUUCAACCUGCCUUACACAGAGUGUUACGACCCUGUGACAGGAGAGUGGAAGUCCCUGGCCAAGCUCCCAGAGUUCACCAAGUCAGAGUACGCCGUCUGUGCCCUCCGCAACGACAUCCUGGUCUCAGGGGGCCGUAUCAACGGCAGAGAUGUGUGGAUGUACAACUCUCAGCUCAACCUAUGGAUCCGAGUUGCUUCACUCAACAAAGGACGCUGGAGACACAAGAUGGUGGUCCUACUGGGGAAGGUCUAUGCAGUGGGAGGGUAUGACGGUCAGAGUCGUCUGAGCAGUGUGGAGUGCUAUGACUCCUUCUCUAACCGCUGGACAGAGGUGGCUCCCAUGAAGGAGGCGGUCAGUUCUCCGGCCGUGUCCAGCUGUGCUGGGAAGCUCUUUGUCAUCGGGGGAGGGCCCGAUGACAACACUUGCUCUGAUAAGGUCCAGUGCUAUGAUCCAGAGGCAGACACCUGGGCGCUAAGGACAAGCAUUCCCAUCGCUAAGCGCUGCAUCACGGCGGUCUCCCUGAACAACCUGAUCUAUGUGUCAGGUGGUCUAACCAAGUCUAUCUUCUGCUACGACCCUGCGGAGGACUACUGGAUGCACGUGGUGCACACCUUCAGCAAACAGGAGAGCUGUGGAAUGUCGGUGUGUAAUGGGAAGAUCUUCAUCCUGGGUGGGCGGGGUGAGAACGGCGAGGCCUCUGACUCCAUCCUGUGUUACGACCCGGCAACGGGCAUCAUCACCGGCGUAGCGGCCAUGCCUCGCCCCAUCUCUUACCACGGCUGUGUCACCAUCCAUCGUUACAACGAGAAGUUCCACCACCGGCCCUGACCCCACAAACACACACACAAACACACAGGCUUGUACAUAAACAUGCUUUAAAAGACAUUCACUCACACAAAAAGAUUCUUCAGACACGCGCUCUCUAAAAAGGGUGCAGAUAGACAUGCACACACUGUCAACCCUUUUAUUUCCCUCUCAAGAAGCAACUAAUUUAGAAAUUCAGACCACAGCCCCAGUUUCAGUUGAACUUGUUUCCUUAUUGUCCCAUGAAGCAACACUCUGGUGCCGGUAUUGUGGUAUUCCUGCUAUGCUACUCCAGAUCCAUCUAUGCCUGCCAGUUGACUUUGUUAGGGUGGUUGUUCAAUGGAAAACCAAACCAUAGACUGGCUGGUAUGCCUCCAGACACCACUAUGUCUGUGUUUAGAUAGAGCCUUCAUGGAGCCCGUGGCAGGAUCAGAUCAGAGCAGGCAGACAUGCGCCAGGGUUGACAUUUUGUCGGUCGGUGAUUUUCAAGCAAAUAACUGCCGGUGUCAUGGUAAUUAACCGUUAAUUAACAUAAACACAUUUAGCAUCUCCUGGCUUCCACUCAUAGCCUACAAGCCACUGAUGCAGACCUUUGGAAUAUAUACAUUUUUUUUAAAAGUCUUAAUAAAUCCAUUUAAUAUGGCCUACACCUUCACAAUUAAUCCAUAAUUUAUUUUAGACAGGUCUAAAGAAACACGAUAUGAAGAAACCACCAUUCUCAAAAGUGACCGCAAAUGUGAUUAUAAUUGUAAUGCUUCAUUAUCUUCCCCAAACUUGGAACUCACAAGCAGCCUAUGUAUGUCAGUUAUUCUCCACACCGGUUGUAAAGGGGGAAAAAAUAUGUGUCAUCUAGGCACUUAAAUAGCGAAUGGAUGACUCUUUUCCCCUGGUUAAUUUUCAUGCCUGCCAGGUAGGCUGUACUCCUGUUGUAAAUAUAAGCAUUGUGCUUAAUAUUAGGAAGGUUGAGAAAUAAAUAUAGUAGGCCUAGUCUAUAGAAAACUGAUGGGAGCCUCCUCUUUUUAGUAGAAGCCAUCACUCUGUUUUCUCACACAAUUGCAUAGCCUAUAGAAAUUUUGCACAACGUGAGCUCAUGGUCUCUCAUGAAGUGUUUGAUUUGAUUUUCCAAUCACAUUUGCAUUGAUGUUCGAGUGAUUAUAGGGACAAUAGAGUGCUGAGUACCAGGCAGUUAGCAAGUUUGGUAGGCUACUAAUGACCACCAGCAGCAUCAGAGCGCAGUUUUGGAGAAGCCUAGUUACCGUGACUAAACAGUCACGUGUAAUUUGACUGCGGUCAUGACUUGUGAACGGCGGUACAGCGGUAAUAUGGUCACUGUAACAGCCCUAGACAUGCCUAGCAGCAGUGAGUAGGCCACAUGCAUUCUUGUGCCAGUAGCAGCUCCUCAUCUCCUCUUCCUAAGAACCAGAGAUAGUCUCUAUCUGCACAUCAAAGAGCACAAUCUUUGAUGGACAGAUAGGGAGUCGUGAUAGUGGAUGAAACAAAGUGUUGCUUUUAGAGAUUAUCUCCUUAAUCUUCAGGUGUUCAGGUGGACAAGUACUGACAGAUAGUGAAUUGUGAUAGUGAACAGGAAAGCUUUGAUUCAGACUUGAGAGAAAUCCAUAGGAAUCUGCCACUGAUUGACAAGGGGUGGUACAGUAAUUCUUAGAACCCAGUUUUAAAAGGCAAUAUCCAUUCCAACCAUCUUAAAAUGGCCUCCUCUUUCUUCGUAACCACUUGAUAGUAUCAUGGAAAUUGGAACAGUAUCAUGGAAUGUAUCAAGCACCUGGAUGCCAGAGGGUAGGAAUGUGGUUCCAUGACUUCAAUUUUAUAUGUCGUUAAGCAGUGAUUGUUUGGUAUAAAACAAAAGAAGCUGGCCUAUGCUUAUCCAAAAACAGAGUCCAUGUCCAAAUAGAACGAAACGUCUUAUUUUCAUUGUCUUCUUUUGUCUCAUUGCCACUAAUUUCAAACGACAUUCAUUUUAGGAAGCUACCUCCUGCUGUGGUCUGAACUCUGAUUCCGCUGACUCCCAUUUCCUUUUCCUGUUAGAGGUUCCCUUACUUACUCUUUCCAUAUCAUCUCUUUCCUCUCCUCAUAUCCUACCUCUUAUCACUGACACUUUCAUCAUAAUUCCCUUGAAUCUUUGCUAUACACACACACACACACACACACACACACUGAUUUUUUUUGUUAUUGUUCAAUUUAUUAAAUUAUAUUUGUCUUUUUGACUUUGGAUAUGUGUGCUGAUCUUAUACCUUGUGCUUGUUGCUACAUAGAGUUUAGAUAGCUGGUUUGGAUGUUGGGUGUGUGGGUGAUUUAGUCAAUAUCAGCAGGGCUGUUUUCUAGCAUUUUGGGGGCCCAAAGCGAGAUUUGGUUUGCAGAGAGCAAAUGUUGCAUUAUUAAAACAAAUUUCAUGCAGUUCUACACAUUUUGCCAUGGGUUCGGGGCCCAAUAGCGGCCGCUUAUGUCGCGUGUGAAACAGCACUAGAUAUCAGAUGCCUUAGUAGAUGAAAUCUCAAAGACUGUUAUAAGUGAGUGGUAUAUUGGGUGAUUUUUAUUAUAUGUAAACCAGUUAUAGCUUUAUAUCAUAACAGUCUGUUUACUAUUGUGCUGCUUACCCAGUGGCCUUGCCUCAUAUAUGCAAAUUCUAUAGAACUCUGUGCCAUACAUAGACAAUGGCACCUCUCACCUGUAUACUCAUACAAUGUAUAGCUCAUGUACACAAUGUAGCUCGGGGUAACCAUGGAAACCUCCAGGUGUGUGUGCCGUUGGCUUUACCGAGCUGACACCUGUGUAUUAACUCAUAGGAUGUGAUGGCAGGUGUGAUGGUGGUAAUUGUAAGUCUUGAUUCUGGUCAGUAAAAGUCGCCUUUUACUUUUGUGUCGUUAGAAUAAGAGACGAAUCGCUGUGAAUUGAUGUAUUGCUGUGAUACGGUGACGUUGAGACCUUCUCUUUGUCACAUUUUUAUUCAAAUGUUCUGUCAUCCUUGUUUGCAUGUGGUUUGUGUCUUUUUGCUGUUUUUUUUGUAUCCGAGAGCCCCAAUUGUGCACUUUUACUAUUAUAUCACAAUGUAAAUAUGAUUUUUUUUUAUUACCUGUUAUUACUGUAUCAGUAAAUGCUAUUUGCUUUCAUGUGACGUAUGUGAGUGGGGUGAAUGGAGCCUGUCAGCGCCUCGUACUGGUCUGCCUGCUAUUGCUGUGGGUCCCCACAAAUAGCACAACUAUAAUAUGUCAGAUCAAGAUCAACACAGGGAGAGAAAGAGGGGGAGGGGGGUAGAGGAACAUGCACUACGUUAUUGCUCUAUAUUGGAUGACUCUCAAGGGGAGAAGUGAUUGAAGGAUGUAAAUGCAGAGUUAGUCAUUUGGCCCAGAUCAAAUCCCUAAGGUGAUGUUUUGAACUUGCUUUCAUGGGAACCCUGAAUUUGAGCUAUGGAUUGAUGAAUUUGUAUAGCCUACAGUACUUGUGUACAAGAUGAGGGCUAGUUCCACCUAGAGAAUGCAAUCCUUUGUGCCUGGAAUAAGACAAUAUUGGAUUAAAAUCUGUCUUUCUGAUAUUAAGAAAACAGCAUUAAAUUAAAGUAUGUAUGAAGUGAUAUUCAAAUCUCUCUUUCGCCUUGGUUCUUCUGUUUCUUCUGAAAAUUAGCGUGGACUGUCUGAGCUAUAGUAUGUCGGACUGUAAUUGCUGGCUUGUGUAAAUGAAGCAUCAAUAAAGUUAUUCUCUAUACUGAA